ACCCGAUAUAACUCAUAAAACUCAUUGAAAUCUGGCCCAUUUCAGUUUUGAACAAUGAAUUAGAAAGGUAGUUUUUGGCUGGCUUUCCAACCCCGGAAUGCCCCACCCCCUGCAAAGGGCCUUUACAAAAAGGGCCUGCCACUGCCCCAAAAGUUCAAUUUAGUGCCUUGUACUGCUGUGCUCACUGAUUGGAUUUAUACAGUUUUUACAACUUUCCCUUCAAGAAUCAAAAAUGGCUCUGAGGAGAUAUGCUGACAGAUGGUCGAAUAAUAGACAUGUAAAUCCUGCACAUGAUGAAGUGGAAACAGCGAACAAGGAAGGCCGAUGGAAUUUAAGAGAGUUGGAAUACCAACUUGAAGGCAUUUCAUUAGGAAGGAGAUUAAAAAGGUUUCUCACGUACAACAGCCAAACAUCAAUUUACAAUGCAGGCGUAAAAUGCGAUACUGUAUUUCACUGCAAGAAUUCCCUCAUGCUCUUCAGGGAACUUCUGAGGCUCAUGGAUAUAGCACAAGUGCUGGAGAUUAUCGAAUGGGUCCAUUCAAAAAAGAUAAACAGCCAUGUUGAAAUAAUACCGUUUGUACUGUCGGAAUGCUGCCGGUUAGACAAUCAUAAACCAAUAGUUUUGAAGUUCACUUUGAAACUGCUCAGGAAAAGUGAGGAGUUUCUGUUAUUUCACAAAUACUGCUUUGAAAUCGAUCCAAAAAUCAGAGUCGACCUUCUGGUAAAAAAUAUGAUCAGGGAGUGGUAUGCUUUGCAUGAUAGCCUUGACAUCGCUGACAUGGUUACAGAAAAUUCCACUGUUGGGAUUUGGGGGCAUAAUAUCAUGUUGAAACUCGGUCAUGUCGAGUCUAGGAAAUCGGACAGGGCUGCUUUGUAUAUCUACGCAACUCAAGGUUUAGAAAAAAUGAAUGAAAAGUUUAGAAAUGACCCAGAAGCUGCAGUAAUAAUCAAACACUUCAACCGAGUGAAUAAUUUUAAAAUGAUGUUACAUCCAUUCAAAGCAGCACAAGAAAUAAGUUAUUAUCGUCACUCAGUUAGGGUAACGAAUGACUAUCUUCUGAAUGAGAAAAUGGUCUGGAAAGCGCUUCUUCAGCAAAUGGAUCUACACGAACUGCAUUUCUGGCUUCCUCAUUUAACCAACUUGAGCACUGAGUACGAAGACGAUGCUAUGAUGUGGGACCAGGAUUUCAUCCUGCACAUUUGUGACCGCAUUGAAAGCCUAGGGGCUGUUAUCCAAUCGAGAAUCAGCCCUUGCAGGAGCUGCAUAGAACUACAGAAAUAUCUGAACAUCGAUAGAGAAAAAUUUCAUCCUUUGUAUAGUGGACAACCAAUAAGAAUACGAUAUCCUAUCAAUGAAGACAUAGUUACAGCGCUACAGGGACAACUGACUAAAGCUAUAAAAAACAACAUCAAACCGGUGAAGUUAAACAUGACAUUAGUCAUUAUCUGUGAUCAACUGCCCCACACGUUGUGCCAACGGGCUCUCUACGUGCCAGCCGACAUAGCAGCUGCUGUUAUUACGUUGAGUUUGAAAAACUCGUUCAAAUCAACAAAAAUCUUGGCUUUUGACGAAAACGAUUUUCAAGAUUUGAGCGAGGAAAAGACCUACUCCAGCCUCAUGUUGUCCAUAGAGGCCAAAAAAUGUAGUGAAACAAAACCAAUGGAUGUUUCUAAGAUACUGAACUUCGAAAACAAAGAUGUGUCCGAGACAGACCUAUUCGUCAUAAUAGGGAAAGCGAUCAAUUACGGGGAUUAUAUGGGCAUGGUUCAGAGUCAUGAGGAUAAUCCGAGGGAGCCGAAAUUCGUGUUUUGUAGCCUCGGUGAGAGAACGUCAGAAGGGCCUGAUCACAGUAACAUACUGGCGAUAACAGGCUUUGAUGACAAGGUGUGCUCAGUUAUACACGCUUUUGUAAUGGAGCCAUUUGUAUUUACCUUGUAAAUUUUUUUUAAA
Cimex lectularius (bed bug) is the source of this 1951-nucleotide messenger RNA. RefSeq names its product 60 kDa SS-A/Ro ribonucleoprotein-like. NCBI's taxonomy places the organism in Eukaryota, Metazoa, Arthropoda, Insecta, Hemiptera, Cimicidae. The transcript is spliced from 8 exons. Gene Ontology annotation, cellular component: ribonucleoprotein complex. The record is from RefSeq and is a predicted model, not a curated record. The coding region runs from base 233 to 1939 and encodes 568 amino acids. Gene Ontology annotation, molecular function: RNA binding.